This is a messenger RNA of Cryptotermes secundus, 777 nucleotides long. It is a transcript of the gene Dnaaf6, whose product is annotated as protein PIH1D3. The record is from RefSeq and is a predicted model, not a curated record. Bases 107 to 676 code for a protein of 189 amino acids. Gene Ontology annotation, biological process: axonemal dynein complex assembly. Gene Ontology annotation, cellular component: cytoplasm. The transcript has 4 exons. Lineage: Eukaryota; Metazoa; Arthropoda; Insecta; Blattodea; Kalotermitidae. Gene Ontology annotation, molecular function: protein-folding chaperone binding; dynein intermediate chain binding.
ACUAGUACAUGCCAGUGGCUGUCUCUGGGACAUCAUGGUGUGCGUGUAAAUCAGUGGUGGCGGGAGUACGCAGUGCCGAACCCUAGAAGAUCAGUUUUGAAGGAAAAUGGAAUUUAGUUAUCAGGACAUUAGGAGACUAGCAGAAAUGCUGAAACCGACAGAAGAAGAUUCAGACAGUGAAGAUGAUUUGCCUCAAAGUGGAAUAUCCAAGUUGGGCCCAGGGAAUAUCGGACCGCAGAAGAGCAGCGGGGAUAGCAGUGGUGCUGCUGCAGUCUCCGGCGACACUGCUGAUGAUAUUAAUAUCUGGGAUGAAAGAGAGGUUCCAGAAGUCGAUGUUGGUGAUAACAGCACGGAUCCCCGUGAGAGACCAGAGUUCGAUAUCAAGUACAGGCAGGCAGUCACUCCAGAAGAUGUGUACCUGCAGAUGGGAGGCAAGACCACAGGUUCUGCGAGCUGCGAGGAUAUGGUGGUGAGUGUGCAGCUGCCAGGGGAAUCACGAGGUCAGGUGAACUUGGCGGUUACUCGCGAGCGUCUCGACGUCCGGUCCCCGCGAUACUGUCUCAGCCUUGCGAUGCCGCAUCCUGUGGACCCUGAUUCGAGCAGAGCAGAGUGGCUCAACUCUGUUCUUGUCGUCACUCUACGGAUGCAGAGAGAUUUCGACUUCAUCAAUUUCUGAUUUCGCCAGCCGUUUUCUGGGCUUCAUUAUUUGAAACUGUAUAGAGAGUGUCUUACAUCUGAAAUUGAAAAUAAACAAUUGUAUCAUUCCCUAGCCUGAAA